Messenger RNA from Frieseomelitta varia, 2320 nucleotides. RefSeq names its product nuclear pore glycoprotein p62 (gene Nup62). The record is from RefSeq and is a predicted model, not a curated record. The coding region runs from base 402 to 1778 and encodes 458 amino acids. Gene Ontology annotation, molecular function: phospholipid binding; structural constituent of nuclear pore. Gene Ontology annotation, cellular component: nuclear pore central transport channel; nuclear pore. The transcript has 6 exons. NCBI's taxonomy places the organism in Eukaryota, Metazoa, Arthropoda, Insecta, Hymenoptera, Apidae. Gene Ontology annotation, biological process: protein import into nucleus; RNA export from nucleus.
UUUUUGCUGGUCGACGUAGUUAGAAAAUUCAAUAAACAAUAAAAUUAAUUCCCGAUUUGAUUUUUAAAUAUCGCUCACUACUAACGUCCGUUGGAAUUUUAAAGAAUAUUCACGAUGAGCGUCUCAUCACUACGAUGCCAUCUAUUAACCUAAAAUUCGUCGUAGAGCAACAGUGUAUCUUAUUUUGCUUGAAUCUUGCUUGUUGUUAGAAACUGCGAAACGUGCUUUCGAAGUGACCCUGUUUCAUGUGAACGUGAAUAAUAAAAUAUAAUAAUAUAAUUAACAAGAAUUUCAUAGUAAUUUAUUGUUUUCGAUUUAAGCGUCAAUUCUUUAUCCUUUGAACGCUUGUCAUAGUCAAUGACGUUUAGAGCGAAUAAGGAAUAAAAAGAUAAAGAAUAAAAAUGAGUUUUACGUACAAUGCUCCAAAGUCUCAGCCCAGCACUACUCCCACGAGCACUGCACCAACCACAAGUACAUUUGCCUUUACAUUUGGAGCUACUGGCGCUGGAGAUGCAGCGAAACCAGCAGGAUUCUCGCUUACCUCUACACCAGCACAAAGUAAACCCGGUGGAGUAUUUGGCACCGGAUUGAGCAGUACUCCUAUUCAGAGUACUAGCUUUACUUUCGGAACAUCGGCUGUUAUUUCUGCAAGCACUGCAGUUUCACAAACUGGUUUAACAUUUAGUACUGGUACAACUGCCAGUACCGGGAUAACUCCUGCAGCAACUACCUUAAUAACAUCCACGGGAUUCGCUGCACCAGCACCAGUUGGAAGUGCCCUGAAUUUCAAUUUAGGAGGUACUACCACAAUCACAACAACAACGGUAGCUACAUCAGCCUUUGCGUCCAAGCCACUUACUGGUGGAUUUGCCUUGGGUGGUAGUGAAACUACUGCAUCCACUGCUGCAACUGGCCUAACAUUUGGCACGCCGAAUACAUUGGCAACAGGAACUGGAUUUAAUCUUUCUGCAACGCCUAUCGCAACUACUACAACGGCUGCAACUACAACAGCAUCAGGUUUUUCUUUAACUGGUGUGAGUAGCACAACAUCUGCAGUUACAGGCUUUACCUUUGGCACAGGAACGACUUCAACCAGCACAGCUGGAUUUUCUUUGAAUCAAACUGCUGCCACAGCAAGUCUCACAAGUACUCAAGUGUCAUUAGGAACAACUACAACUGUUACUUCAUCUGCUACUCAACCUCAACCUGCUUCUAUAAAUUCAUUUGAAGAAUCUAUUAAUAAGUGGACGAUGGAAUUAGAAGAACAAGAGAAAGUAUUUGUGAAUCAAGCUGAACAAGUUAACGCUUGGGAUAAAUUACUUAUAAGUAAUGGAGAGAAAAUAGUAGCACUUAAUCAAGAAGUAGAAAGAGUCAAAAUCGAGCAGCAACAAUUGGAGCAUGAAUUGGAUUAUGUUGUUGGCCAACAGAAAGAGUUGCAAGAUUGUUUAAUACCUCUAGAAAAAGAAUUAGCAUCUCUUUCAGUGUCUGAUCCAGAAAGGGAAUAUACGUACCGUUUGGCGGAAGAUCUUGAUACCCAAUUAAAACGAAUGUCAGAAGAUUUGAAGGAAAUCAUCGAGCACUUAAAUCAAGCUAAUCGUACUCAAGAUUCCAGUGAUCCGAUCGUUCAAAUUGGCAAAAUAUUAAACGCCCAUAUGAACAGUUUACAGUGGCUAGAUCAGCAAACAACUUUGUUGAAUCAAAAGAUACAACAGAUCGAUCAAAUGCAUCAGAAUUUCCGACAAGAGAACGAACGAAGCUUCAGCUUAGCAUAUAAUUAAUCAGUCACUGAAUUUUUAUAAUUGUACAAUUUGAAGCUUUUGAGCGGAAUGUACAUUUUGCAGCGAUUGUUUUUAUGCGUUAAAAAAAAAAAGAAAAGAAACUCAAAAACGUGUAAAAAAAAAUAAAGAAUUUAUAUUGUCUUAAAACAUUAUUGUUAAAGUUUAUACGAGUUAAGUAAACACGGAGGGUAAGAAAUACUGUAUUUUAACAUAAUCUGCUACAUGUAGAAACAAGUUAACCACCCUGUCUUGAACAAUAUUACAUUUCACGCCAUCAGGAUGCACUAUGUCCCAAGCUAGGAACAUGAAGAACUUUUUAAUGUCUAUAGUAGCUGAUACUUUGUCUUCCUGGUUUCGUUGACUGCUACUCCAAACUUGUAAUUCCUGAAAAUGUGUGGACACCGUUGCGCUAUCCGUGUCGACUUUUAAUGCAAAUACGCCAGUUUUGCUGGCCUCCAACGUUAAUCGUGGACUCAUGUUUUUCAUCCUUUCCACGAUAUGUUUCACGUGUUUAAGUUGAGGCAUAUCAACUGAAAUCUAAA